AUGUUCUGUCGUCUCUGCUGGAUUGAUUUUAGUGCCGGCGAGGCAAGGGUGGAGUGCGCGGGUCCCUGUGGAAGUUGCUUCCACCGCAAUUGUGUCGAUGUCACCGGGGAUGUGGCGCACAUCCUGGCCACCGGCGGGGGUUACUAUUCCGGUCUGGAAUGGUAUUGCCGCACUUGUCGUCAACUUUAUCGCCUGCAAGUGUACUUCGAGAUUGCCAUCUGUGAUGAUUACAGCCUGCCCGUAGACUUUGUUAAAAAACGACCGUCCAGCUUCGAUCCGUGCCUGGCGGAGGCGAUACCAGCGAAUCCCGAGCACUGGAUAGCCCCCAGUCCGCAGACCGAGUUUCUGCCUUUUGGUGAAGCCCAACAAGCGUUGCAGCUGCAAUCAGCAACCACAGCAGCAGCAGCAGCAGCAACAGCAGCAGCAACAACAUCUGCAGCAGCAGCAGCGGCCAGCGCAACAGCAGCAGCGCCGCAACUACCGCCCCCGCUGCCCGCGCCCGUGGCAACAUUGCCCACUCAGGCGGCGACAGCAGCGGCAGCAGCAACAGCUGCGAUUUUGGCCACGCACCAGCAGCAGCAGCAGCAGCAUUUGAGCAGCAGCAACAACAACAACAACGGCGGCAGCACACACGGCCAGCAGCACACGCACAGCAACAACAACAACACAUUGCCAGUAGGAACACAACAGCAGCAGCAGCAGCAGCAGCCGCAGCAACACCGUGCAACAUUGCAACAUCCGCCGCUGCCCAACAGCAACAUCAAGCAGGCAUCGGUGAAAUUGAUCGAGGGAUACUCCGAUCCGAAGGACACGCGCAACCACAAGAAGGUCUACCACAAAAAGGCCAAGAAACGCGCGACUCCUGGCCACAAGCGGCAUCAGCAGCAGCAGCAGCAGCCGCAUCAGCAGCAGCAGUCGCAGCAGCAGCAGUUGCAGCAGCAGCAAACGCUGCCAACGCCCAGAAGUGCGCAGCAGCAAGCGCAGCAAAAGUUGCAGCAGCGGCAUUCCACCUACAACAACAACAACGGCAACUCAAGAAAGGAUAAACGCAACAGUCAAUAUAAUUCAGACUCCUCGGCGCCGAAAUCCUCCGACGACGAGGCGGACAUCGACGAGGAGGUGGAACAGCAGCCGCUGCCCGUGCCACAGGCAGCUGCCCAGGGUGCGCCGCCAGCAGCGGCCGGUCUCAACUCACCGGACUCCAUAUCCGAUGACCUGGUGCGUCCGCUUCCGCCGCAACUGCAGCGCAGUCCGCGCAAACUGACCGUCGCUCCCGCGGAGCACAGCAAGCGCCAGCCCUCGCCCUACUACUACUCCGAUCUGCUCAAGAGUCGCGACAAGGACAAGGACAAGGAUAAGGAUAGGGACAGGGAGCGGGAACGGGAGCGGGACAAGGACAAGGAGGACUUUAAGCUCAAGUGCCGCCAGUCGACGGCCAGUGAACCGCCGCAGCAAACCCAAACGCAGCUGAGUGGCUACCGGAAGAGCUCCAGCUUGGAUGUGCCAGCGGCGGAGGAGCAGCCGGAAGCAGAGAGCCACGAGGAGGAGGAGCCCAGGACGGGCCAGGACGCCCAGGACGCCCAGUCCACGCCCAAGCGAUACAGCUUCACCGAGGAGGGUGUGCACAUCAUCCGCUGCGAGACGCCCAGCACCAGCACAUCCGAGGAGUCCGAUUGCAGCGAGUGCCUCAAGCGACGCGAGUGGCACGCCCGUGCCUUAGCCCUGGUCCGCAAGACCUGCAACGUCCAGCCAAGGCAUCAGAAUCCCACUGGCAGCGAGCUCCAGCUGCAGCUGCAGCACUGCGACGCCGGCGAGGGCGAGCUGCUCAAGUGCUGUCCACCGCCACCGCCACCAGCUCCAGCGGAGCUCCAGGUUCAGGUCCAGCCGAUGCCACCGCACCGCCUGCUGGGACCAGCAGCCGUGUGCGGAGCCUGCAUCACAUCCGCUCCUGCCUCCUCCUUGGCCGGCGGACGGGGCAGCGAGCUCGGCGAUGACCUGGAAGAGGAGUACUUCCGGCCGCGCAGCAUCUUCUACGUGCAUCCGCAUGGCGUCCACGAGUGCGUCGAGUGCGCCCAGCCAGCCCAGCCUGCCCAGCCUGUCCAGCCUGCCCAGCCUGCGUCUGUGCAAGCGGCAGCGUUGAGCAAUCCAUCGCUCGAUACUUACGGCGACGACGAGGACGAAGUGGACGGCGACGAGGACGAGGACGAAGAGGACGACUCCGAGGACAUCAUGGGCAGCCGGCGGCGGCAGAUCUACGAGACGGCCUUCGACUGCAAGAUAGCCAAGUCGGACGACGAUCUGGAUGAGGUGGACCGCAUUACCAAUUGCUCCGUGCUGCUGCAGUUGAGUAAUGGCAAUGGUGGGGACAUCACCAAGGUCAGCGGCUCCUCCAAGACGCGGGCCGAGUGCAAGCGGGCCAAGAACUCCAAGAAUCAGGCUCUGCAAGAGCAGACGGGCGAGGCCCAUGUGCAGGUGCACCAUGUGGAGGCGGAGCUGGGCAAGCUGCAGCUCAGCCAAGUGGACCAGCAGAAUCAGAACCAGAACCAGAACCAGAGCCAAAACCAGAGCCAGCAGCAUGGAGCUAGCGCCACCGGAAGUGGAGCAAGUGCAGCCAGCACGCAGCAGCUGCCCGUGCGGGGAUACACCCCAUCGCCGCCAUCGACGGCUCCGCUGCCAAUGAAAUUUCCCGGCAAACACGAUCGCUACCUGAACAUGAACAGCAUCAGGAGUGCGCCCAAUCUGCCCGCCGCCAACCCAGCGCAUCCCCGCCUGCGGGAUCUCCGCCUGCCCAUCCAGGCCAUGCGGCACCAGUGCGGCGGCAGCAGCAAUGACAACAGUCUCACCGACAGCGCCUACGUCAAUCCGCCCUCGACCAACUCGAACUCGAAUGCGGCAUCGGCAUCCGCAUCGGCCUCCGUCUCGGCAACCGGAUCAGCAGCUGCCCGCCGACCGCGAUCCUUUGUCCUGGAGUCGGGCCGGGUGCUGGAGCUGCGACGCAGUGCCCAGGGUCACCAGGGCGGCCACCAGUCGAGCCACCAUCACCAUCAUCAUCACCAUCAUGCGCCGGGAAGCAGGAGAAGCCGCCAUGGCCAUGGCCCGGGGCAAACACACAACUACAGCAGCACGGAGAGCAUUGCCACAUCCAGCAGUGGCGGCAGCAUGGAAUCGCUGCGUUCCAGCACCAGCGAGGGCAAUCGCAGCACCUCCAGCUCCGAGUCGCGCCACUCCAGUUCGCUGAGCUCUCACAGCUCGGAGAGCGGCAGCGGCGGCAGCGCCGGCAGCGGCGGCAGCGGUGGCUCCAGUGUGGCCUACCCCCUGCGCCCGGCGCCCCUGCUGCUGCACUCGAAGCUGCACAUCCUGAGCCCCAUUUCCGACAAGUCCUCGCAGGAGCCGGCCUCGGCCAGUGCCUCGGAGCAAUCGCAGCAGCCGUCCCAGCAGCUGGCGCCGAUGGCGUCGCAGGAAGACGAUUCGGCAACAAGUGGCGCCCCAGCAGGCAACCAGGUCCAGGUGAAUGCCUCCCUGAAGCAGCCGCGCAGCAAUCGUGGUGCUCCGAACAAGGCGCUGCUCCAGCUGGCCGAUGAGCUACUGGGCUCGGAUAGUGGGAUAUCGUUGCACUCCCGGGAGGAGGGCAAGCCGCAGGCCUUGGCGCUGCAGCGUCUAACGCUGCCCAAGCUGCAGUUGAUCGGUGCCGAAGGAACCACAACGUCAACCGGAGCAGGAGGAGGUAGCUCGGCAACGGGCGGCAGCAGCGGCGCCGGCGGAUUGGGUUCCGGAUCGGUAGUUGCCAGCGGUUCGGCGGGCAUGCCGCAGGAUCUGCGCGAUCUGCCCUUCGACAUGCCCAAACUGAGGCGACGCAAGACACUGCAGCAGGAGGCCGCCUGCACAUCGGGCAGUGCCACGUCCGUCGAUCUCGGCGAGCUGCCCUUCGACAUGCCCAAGCUGCGACGGCGCCUGCGGGCCAACCAGGCGGAGAUCAACAACCUGCUGAUGCACAGCACCGAGUCCAGCGGCAUCUCGCAGGCCUCCUCCAGCCACUCCAUGCGCGACGAUCAGAAGUUGGCCAGCAAGCUGGAUACGGCGCUUUUCCGGCAGAAUCUCACCCUAAACCUUAAUGAAUCGCGCCAGGCGACCAAGCAGUUUGGCAGCCUGGAUCUGCGCGGUCUCAAUAGCAACAAGGAGCUGAACAUGAAUCUCAGCCAGGGAUAUGUCACGGCUGUGGAUCUGAUCGACGUGACCAUUCCGCUGGAGCGACAGGGUUGGUACCAUGGAGCCAUAACGCGCAUUGAGGCGGAGACCACACUGCGUCCACUGUCCGAGGGAUCCUUCCUGGUGCGCAACUGCGAGUCCACGAAGCAGGACUACUCGCUAUCCCUCAAGGGCGCCAAGGGCUUCAUGCACAUGCGCAUCCAGCGCAACGAGACUGGGCAGUACAUCCUGGGCCAGUUCAGCCGUCCCUUCGAGACGGUGCCGGAGAUGAUCCGGCACUUUUGCCUCAACCGGCUGCCAGUGCGCGGUGCCGAGCACAUGUGUCUGAUCGAGCCGGUCAUCGCCCAGCUGCUCUAGAGGGGCUCCAGGAACUCAAAGGACACCGGGAGCGGGCCAAUCGGAGGCUUCAGGGGCUUCAGUGGCUUCAGGGGGAGGGGAACCAAACAGAAUAACAUAUUAAUAGCGUGUAGAGAACGUAGGAACCUAUGUGAACGAUGUGUAUGCACUAGUUAUAUAUGCGAGUUAGUUGUAAAAGGAUGAUGGCAAUUUUUUCAUGUUUUUUUUUGGCCUCGAACUUUGUAUGUCGGUCUACUAAAGUACACACACCCACACACACACAACUCACACAACUCACUCUAAACACGAGCUAGUUUAGCGUUUAAAGUACGUAGCACAUUCAGACAAUACCAGCAAAUUACAAAAACCAAACAACAAACGAUAUUUAUAUAGAAGGCAUAUAUACAAGCGAGGCGAUUAUACAAGAGCAUAUAGAUACAGAUAGCAAGAGCACUUGACGACAGUUGCUAACAACGUAGUGGUACAUGAUGAUCCCAAAUGCGGACAGAGAUGGUACAGAUUUUAGAUGUGUUUACACCGAACCGAGCAUCAGAUUAGGAGCAACUAAUAUUGUAGCAUUGGGCGCCAAAAAAGAAAACCAAAAGAACCCUUCCGUUUGGCUACAGAUUUAUGGUAGAGCACACACCACUCACUUCUAGCGAUUAUAUGGUCGAAACUUAUGCAACUUUUCGCAGCACACACACACACACCCGCCCACUAGCACCAACCAGUAUCGUCCGAUUAUUCCGAUAAUUCCGAUAAUUACGCCAUUAUUUAUAAAGCCCUGAUUCCUUUGGCGACGGAUGCUAGUGGGCGGGCAUCGCUUAAGGCACGUUUACACUAAGAAAAGUUUUAGCAAGCAACUCUAAACAUUUGUUGAUUAAUUUUAUGUUACCAAAACGAAGAAAACGAACAAAAAAACUAAAAUAUGUAUAUCUAUAUGUAUGAGAACUAACUUUAGCAGGAGCGAUGUCAUUUCUUUUUUUUUUUGUGGUCUUAGCUGUAGGUCAGAGGUACGCGAAAUAGAACGCUCAAAGCGCUUUUGGUUAAAGGAUCGAAACGAAUAGGAUUAGAUCAGAUCAGAUCGCAUCGGAUCAGAUGAAAAAGACGGAUCGAUCGAUCGGAUCGGAUCGAUAGAGAUGUUUAGACGAGGCAAGGAUAUAGCAACGCAUAUGAAAUGUCAGUUUAAGUGUUAGUUUCUAAUUGAGCGAACGAAGGGCAGACUAUAUAUAUAUAUAUAUAUACCUUAAUAUUUAUAUAUAUAUAAAUAUAUAGUGAACGCUAAAAAUGAUAUAUACUUACUAUUUAUAUUUCUAUAUAUACAUCUAUAUAUAUAUACACGAUAUUAAAGAGCAGUCAAUGGUUUUUUGGUUCCAGUUCCGAAAGAGAAGCAAG
Messenger RNA from Drosophila erecta, 5937 nucleotides. RefSeq names its product chromatin modification-related protein eaf-1. NCBI's taxonomy places the organism in Eukaryota, Metazoa, Arthropoda, Insecta, Diptera, Drosophilidae. Gene Ontology annotation, molecular function: phosphotyrosine residue binding. Bases 1 to 4563 code for a protein of 1520 amino acids. The transcript has 8 exons. The record is from RefSeq and is a predicted model, not a curated record.